CUUUACUGGAUGAUCGUGACGAUCCAGGAGAUCCAGCCGCGCCGGCCGGCUACAUAAUACAGCAACCAGCUAGCUGGGCCGCGACACGAACCAAGCGCCAUCCAACUUCUCCGCCUCCUCGCAAACACCCCCUGCCUGAUCGGCGCGACAUCACGUCACGACUCGUACGUACCUAGCCGGCGGCGCUAGCUAGCUAGCAAGCUACUCGCCAGCGAGGAUCGAUGGGCGAGGCCGGCGGCGCGGCGGGGGCGGUGCGGGUGCUCGCGGUGUCGCGCGUCGCGCCGGCGCCGGGGGCGGCCGGGAGCGGCGCCGCCGGCGAGGCGCGCGUGAAGCUGUCCUUCUUCGACACGGCGUGGGUCGUGCUGCCACCCAUCCAGCGGGUCUUCCUCUACGAGCUGCCCGGCGGCGACGAGGAGUUCCCCGCGGCGGUGAGGCGCCUCAAGGAAUCCCUCGCCGCCACGUUGGCCCUCUACCUGCCGCUCGCGGGGAAGCUCGCCUACGUCGCCGAGACCGGGGACGUCGUCGUGGACUGCGCCGGCGAUCCCGGGGUGGCCUUCGUCGAGGCCGAGGCGGCGGCGUCCGACGACGCCGGCGGCGUGCAUAUGGACGUGCGCCGGCUGGCGGGCGACGAGGCGCACGACAUCCCGGCGUUCCUGGCCCUGGUCCCGGGCCUCGACGCGCGGGAGCUCCCGGCGCCCGUGCUGUCCGUGCAGGCCACGCGCCUCCCCGGCGGCCACGGCCUCGCGCUCGGCCUCUCCGUGCACCACGCCGUCGCCGACGGCCAGGCCGUCUGGCGCUUCGUCAGCGCGUGGGCGGCCGCCGCGCGCGAGGGGUCGCCGGUCACCAAGGCACUUGGCCCGCCGCACUACGACCGGGCAGCCGUCCACGUCCCCAACGGCAACGAGUUCGCCCGCGAGAUGCUCAGGAAGAUCGCGCCUAAUCUCCCCGUGACCAACACGGCGAUGGACUACGACUUCAGCCGGCGCUUCCGGCUGGGCCGCCGCACCUUCUACCUCGCCGCCGACGACAUCCAGUCCCUGAAGAGCCGCGUCGACGCGGUCGCCGCGGCUGACGACCAGGCUGCCGCCGGCAACGACAGCGCCACCACGCCUGGCACCACCAGGAAAAAGCCGGUGUCGACGUUCGUGGCGCUGGCGGCGCUGGGCUGGUCGGCGUUCGUGCGCGCCAAGGGUCUCGCCGCGGGCGACGACACGUACCUGGUCUUCCUGGCGGACCUCCGCGCGCGGCUGGACCCGCCCGUGGGCGACGGCUACCUGGGCAACUGCAUCAAGGGGUGCCUGGCGACGGCCUACGCCGGGGACCUCGUCGGCGGCGACCGCGGGCUCGUCGGCGCGUGCCGGGCCAUCCAGGCGGCGGUGGCGGAGAUGGAGGCGGCGCCGCUGGCCGGCACGGAGCGGUGGAUCCAGAAGAUGAUGACGCUGCCGUUCCAGCGGCUGUGCAACGUGGCGGCGAGCCCGCGGUUCCGCGUGUACGAGGCGUCGGACUUCGGGUUCGGGCGGCCGGCGCGCGUGGAGCUGGUGUCCAUGAACAACGACGGGGAGAUGGUGCUCGUCGGCGGGAGGGCCGACGGCGAGGUGCAGGUGUCCGUGUCGCUGGACCCCGCGCGCAUGGAGGAGUUCAAGGCGCACGUCCUCGACCGCCGCUCCUCCUCCUCUCCGGCGCCGGCCGGCGAGCUGAACUGAAUGGAUCGAUGGAGGCGGAUCGACGACGUCAACCGUGCGUGCAAGCGACCGUACCAGUGUUUUCUCCGAUAAAUCGUUCUAUCUUUGCGUUGUAAUAAUCGUUUCGACAGACUGACAGACACGAUCAUGCCAAGAAGUAGCAGCAGUAUCAUGAUUCAUGAACA
Messenger RNA from Panicum virgatum (switchgrass), 1867 nucleotides. Its product is annotated as malonyl-CoA:anthocyanidin 5-O-glucoside-6''-O-malonyltransferase-like. The transcript has 2 exons. Bases 222 to 1703 code for a protein of 493 amino acids. The record is from RefSeq and is a predicted model, not a curated record. NCBI's taxonomy places the organism in Eukaryota, Viridiplantae, Streptophyta, Magnoliopsida, Poales, Poaceae.